Thamnophis sirtalis is the source of this 400-nucleotide messenger RNA. Lineage: Eukaryota; Metazoa; Chordata; Lepidosauria; Squamata; Natricidae. The record is from RefSeq and is a predicted model, not a curated record.
GGAAGAUGUCAGAACGGCUAACGUUAUCAGCGCGGAACCCGUGACGUGUCUCGUCAUCGACAGAGACUCUUUCAAACAUUUGAUUGGAGGUCUGGAUGAUGUUUCCAAUAAAGCAUACGAGGAUGCUGAAGUAAAAGCAAAAUACGAAGCCGAAGCUGCCUUCUUCGCCAACCUAAAGCUGUGUGACUUCAACAUCAUUGACACUCUUGGAGUUGGAGGUUUUGGCAGAGUUGAACUGGUGCAGUUGAAAAGUGAUGAAUCAAAAACUUUUGCAAUGAAGAUACUAAAGAAACGUCACAUAGUAGACACGAGACAGCAAGAACAUAUACGCUCAGAAAAACAGAUCAUGCAAGGCGCUCACUCAGAUUUUAUUGUGAGGUAUGACUGUGUUCUUGGAUAA